Entrophospora sp. SA101 is the source of this 309-nucleotide messenger RNA. The record is from the annotation of a GenBank genome assembly. Lineage: Eukaryota; Fungi; Glomeromycota; Glomeromycetes; Entrophosporales; Entrophosporaceae.
AUGGAUAUGGUUUAUAAUUUUAUUCAAGAUUAUCCUUAUCAUGCACCAUCAAUAACAGAAAAUUACACAAAUUUAUUAGAACAUAGUAAAUCAUUAAAAAACAGGAUUCGUCAAGCAGAACCAGUUCUUCAACUUGAUGAACUUGAACAUGUCAGGGAACAGGGUGAUAAUGAAAUUGUUUCAACAGAGUUGUUAAAUGGUGUUUUCAAUGAUUUGUCACCUGAACCAAUAGCUGCACCACAUUAUUGUUUUGUAAUUGAUGAGAAAGUGGAAGAAAUGGAUAUUAAACUUCAAGAAGUACUCAUAUAG